AUGACACAUCUGACCACCCUAUCAACCAUCAUCGCCGGUGGCGGCCGAUACGAUCUCCACAAAGACAUGAUAGGCUCGAUAUUAGCAGCCUUGCCAGAGUCCUGCAUCAACCUAGAACUUGAUCUGGAUCCUGUCAAUAUUGAAUCCAAAGGUCCCGGAUCAGCUCAUAUAUGCGAGAUGAUUUCUCCGCACCUGUCCCGGCUGCACCACCUCCGUCUGGAAAUUGGAACGAUCUGUCCGGCCCUUUUCGGUGAUCACUUUGCCAUAGACGGAUCACUCCAGCGUGAGAAUCCUCCUCCUCUCUCUCAUUACUAUUACCCCGCUCUUCAGACCUUCAUCAUCAACUGCAAUUUCUGGGGCAGUGCCUUGACCUGCAAUAUCAAUGGCGCCACCGCGGCGAGUGAAGCCUUACCACCGGCGCGGGUAGCAUUGGUGCAAUGCCUGAGGCACCUGUUUCUACGCGGCAGCUUUCCGCGGAUCCAACGUCUUUGGCUUCUCGACGGUCAACUCAACGAUAACAACGACGAGUCAGUCUACGCCGCCUGGAACCGCAGGGAUAUUGUCAAUAACAAGACCUGGGCAAUACCCUGGGUCGAUGUAAAGGGACCAACGCCUAUAAGCUUCUAUUCUGUUAUUCGAACCCCCGAGGGCCGCGAAUUGGUCACUCCCUCACAAUAUACAUCGGUCUUUGCCGAGGAUCAAACGUGGAAAGAGAGUACGUUGGGAUCCCGGUUUCCGGCUGCGGUUUUGGCGGAUCGGGGAGAUUUUAUCGUUCGGGAUCCACCGGCCCUCAGUGUUUCCGAGUACCGGUCCAUGUAUAAGGGAAGUUGUUUGGCGUGGAGACAUGAGCAGAUAACGGGCAGGAAACUCCUGUGGGCCACACAGAGAGAGGGUCUGGUCGACCGGUCACCGUUGCAUGAGAUUACGCCUCCAGGAUGGAGAAGAGGGAUUGGUUACGAGGGAGCGAUAUAUCCGAUCCCAUCUGGUCCCGCCGUGACUCCCCCGCCCGACCCUGAAGAAGAAGACCUGGACCAAGAGUGCGCUCUCGAAUUCAGUCUUCCCCUGCCGACCUACAGAGGAACCAUCGGCCAAACCACCACCAGUGUCCCCAUCGCCACGCCACCCCCGGCACCGUCCCCAUCGUCGCCUCCGGCUCCCGCCCCGCCUGGCCGGAACCCGGCGACGGAAUCCUACCACUGCUACGACUCGGGCUCGUGGAUCUCCCGGGCGGCCGCCAUCCAAGCCAUCGACAACUUCUGCAAUACCUGGGAUGGAACGGUGUUGGACGCGUCGCAACCCAACACUCUGCGCACGUUGACCAGCUACUCCUACGAUGACUGCAUAGGCGAUCUCGAUGCCUGCUUGUUACAGACCAUUGUCUCUGUUACGGUCGUCAAUGGUUGCGGGUUCACGAUGGACGGACCGUCCCCGGACCAGGACUGUGGUCGAAUCCUGCGCGAGCCGAUCGAUAAAUGCAAUACGGCCAGUACCCAGUUUAAGCAAGGUGGGACGGUGACGAGCAAUUGUGCUGAGUGGCGGAUUGAUCCGGGGGUAUAUUGGUGA
This is a messenger RNA of Aspergillus pseudoviridinutans, 1563 nucleotides long. RefSeq lists its product as uncharacterized. The transcript is spliced from 2 exons. Bases 1 to 1563 code for a protein of 520 amino acids. The record is from RefSeq and is a predicted model, not a curated record. NCBI's taxonomy places the organism in Eukaryota, Fungi, Ascomycota, Eurotiomycetes, Eurotiales, Aspergillaceae.